Miscanthus lutarioriparius is the source of this 1728-nucleotide messenger RNA. NCBI's taxonomy places the organism in Eukaryota, Viridiplantae, Streptophyta, Magnoliopsida, Poales, Poaceae. The record is from the annotation of a GenBank genome assembly.
AUGGAGGAGGAGCGCACGCCCGCCGCGGGGUCCGGUGGCUUCGUGGUGUGGCUGCACAGGCUGGGCGACUGCGGCCGCGCCAACGAGUUCAUCGCCGACCACUUCUCCGCGGCCGCCUUCAGCGACGCCCGCUGGUCCUUCCCCACCGUCCCCCCCCCGUCACAUGCAACCGUCGGUGCCUGCGCCUUCACGACGCCUCCGGCUUCGGUUCGUGCCACUGCUUGCUCCUCGUUGCUGCUGCUGACCGCGAUUCCGUGUGCUAAAUUCGCAGGUGGCAUGCGCAUGCCUUCGUGGUUCGACAUCCACGACACGCCCAUUACUUCGAAAUCCGUCAGGAAUGAGGAGGAUGUGCUGAGAGCUGUCCAGAUCGUGCACACCAUGAUCGACAGGGAAAUCGCGGCUGGGACAGACCCGGGAGACGUGUUCGUGUUUGGGCUCAGCCAAGGAGGCGCCCUGAGCAUAGCAAGCGUGCUGCUCUACCCUAAGGCUCUGGGCGGCUGCGCAGUCUUCAGUGGCUUCCUCCCCUUCGACUCCUCCUCCUCCUUUGCUGCCAGGUUGACAGACGAAGCAAAGAAGGAAGGGCGAGACGGGGUGAAGUUCCUGCGAGGACUCGGCAUGAGCUGCGAGUUCAAGGAAUACGACAGGCUCGGGCACACACUGGCGCCGUACGAACUGGAGCACUGCGAGGGCAAGCAUGGGCACGGACGACAAGGCCCGGGGGAGAAGGGUGGCCGUCAGGGGACGGCGACGGGGACGAGGAGCAAGAGCAAGUUUUUGUUGUUCUGCGGGAAAUCGAAGCAUCCGGGUUGCCGAGCCCAGCCAGACGGGGACGGGCUGCACCUGCACUCGUCGGAUGGACGCGCAGGCGGGCCACCAUCCGGUCUCAGCGCGAGCGGGCCAUCACGAUCAAGCCCAUCACCAUCAAUCACCACGCGCACACGCGACGCGCGCGGCCGUAAUGGCGCAAUCGUCAUCGCGCAGGCGGCACUUCCCACGCCACACGCCACCAAGGGGAAGGAAAGAGACGAUCCGAUGACGCUGAUCGAUCGCCGGACGAUUCUGAUCUGUUCUCCAACAAAGCGGGCUGAUUCCGGCGGCGGCACUCCCAACUCCCAUCCCCCGAAUCCCCGACCGACUCGCUGGCACCAACGAGCCAGUAAAGUAAACGCCUCGAUGGCAGCGGCGGCGGAGCGCCCCUCGGCCGGCGGCUUCGUGCUGUGGCUGCACGGCUCAGGCGGGUCGGGCGAUGAGAGCCGCGCGCAGGUCGCGCCAUACUUCUCCGCCCCGGACACCGCCUCCUCCGUCCGGCUGUCCUUCCCCACCGCGCCCACGGCUUCCAUCCCCUGCUACGGCGCUCUAGCCAUAGCGAGUGUUCUACUCUACCCAAAAACUUUAGGUGGUUGUGCUGUCUUCAGUGGUUCAGUUCCACUUAAUAAAUCGUUCGCUGAAAAGGUGUCAUCUGACGCUAGAAAGACGCCGGUAUUAUGGUUUCAUGGAAUGGCAGAUGGGUUGGUCCUAUUUGAAGCAGGACAUACUGGGUGUGCAUUUUUAGAGGAGCUUGGUAUGUCCUGUGAAUUCAAGGCUUAUCCUACCCUUGGACAUUCAAUGGUUGAUGAAGAGCUCCAGUACUUUCAGCAAUGGAUCCUGAAUCGUCUAGGGAUGACUGUCUCUGGAGCAACUGAAACCGCAAGGCCAUCAUCGUCGUCUAACCACAAGGAUCCCCAAUAG